Messenger RNA from Microstroma glucosiphilum, 2091 nucleotides. Its product is annotated as ChaC-domain-containing protein. Gene Ontology annotation, biological process: glutathione catabolic process. The record is from RefSeq and is a predicted model, not a curated record. Gene Ontology annotation, cellular component: cytoplasm. The annotation marks the transcript as partial. Gene Ontology annotation, molecular function: glutathione specific gamma-glutamylcyclotransferase activity. The transcript has 2 exons. NCBI's taxonomy places the organism in Eukaryota, Fungi, Basidiomycota, Exobasidiomycetes, Microstromatales, Microstromataceae.
UUCACCGACUACUAUGAGCUCCUCUCCAUAGAGCCAGAAGCCACAGCCGACGAAAUCAAGCGGUCUUACAGGAAGCUCGCUCUUAAGCAUCACCCAGACAAGAAUCCAGACGAUGUGGAAAGAGCUACGAAGCACUUCCACAAGCUUCAGGAAGCAUUUGAUGUCCUGUCUGAUGAACAAGAGCGAGCUUGGUACGACAACAAUCGGCAACGCUUUCUGAACGGCGAAUUUGAGAAUGCAGACCUCGACGAAGAGGCUUUUGAGAGCUUUAAAGAAGGCAACAAGCCCGCCAAGGCUGCCGGUAGCUCGAGUCCCGGCCUUACGCCGAAGCAUCUGAUGAGGUUCUUCGACCCAAGCCUUGCGAGCGACUUGAGCGACGCCGACUCCUCUUUCUUCGGUACUUAUCGAAGGUUGUUCGAGCGUCUGGCAGAGGAAGACAGGGCAGCGGCUGCCUACCCAGGCGACGAGGAGUCCUCGUCUCUCCCUCGCGACGCCUACCCGUCCUUCGGGUACUCUCAUACAUCAUUCGUUGCCGACAAGAAGGAAGAGACCGUACAUCAGACCCCGGUUCGGGACUUCUACACGUUCUUCAUGAAUUUCCAGACUCGGAAGUCUAUGGGCUGGCUUGAUCAGUACCGUUUAAGCGAAGCGCCUGACAGGAGGGUAAAGAGGCUUAUGGAGAAAGAGAACAAAAGGGCAAGGGACGCCGGCAAGAGGGAGUAUAACGACACCAUACGAGCCCUCACCCUCUUCGUCCGGAAGCGUGACCCUCGCUACAAGGCCCAUCAGGAGAGUCAAGAGAAAGCUAGGGUGGGCCCUGAAGCGGAGGCGAACAGGAAAGCCUACGUAGAAAAGAUUGAGCGAGAGCGCAGAGCUAGGGCAGAUGCAUUCCAGCCUCAAAGCUGGCAGAUCGCACAAGAGACCGAAGACAUCUACUCUGGAGAUGAGACCGAGGAAGACGACGACGAAGACGAGGACCAGCUAGAUGAAGGAGAGGACGAGGAUCAAAUAGACGCAGAGGGGGUGUCUGGGGACGAAGAAGAUUUCAACGAUCUGGAAUGCUUCGCCUGCGACAAGCGAUUCAGGUCAGUGGCAGCAUUCGAGAACCAUGAGCAAUCUACCAAGCACAAGAAAGCAGUGAAAGCUCUACAGAAGAAGAUGAAGAAGGAAAGCAAGGAACUGGGGCUAGACGAUGAUGAGGUAGCCACAGAUCGCGUGGCCGCAGACUCUCUGGCUGGGAACGUCAAAGCCAUGGGGUUGAGGGAUACAGCAAAUGAGGAAGCUGACGAGAAUAUCAGCGACGACGAGGACGGAGAAGGGGAGAAGCUAGGAGCAUCGUCUGCUGCAAGCCCUUCGGGCAUCUCUACUCCUGCCAAUGGGCCUGUCAAUGGAAAUGCUGUUGCUGGCACUGACUCUCCAAUAGCAGCGGCCCCUUUCUCAGCCGAGGAUUGGGAGCCGAGCUACCAACCUCUGUCAGAACGUCCAGAAGGCUCUUUCGACGUCUUUGGCUUUGGGUCACUCAUCUGGAAGCCUCCGCCCCAUGUCAUAGGCUCUCAGCCUGGCUAUAUCAAAGGCUUCACGCGUCGCUUCGCUCAGCACUCAGUAGACCAUCGUGGAACUCCAGCCAGGCCGGGUCGAGUGGUCACGCUGGUCUCAGCCAAAGACUGGCACGCUCUCAACGGCGAAAGUCUGCCUGAAGGGGACAUCGUCUGGGGAGUGACGUACACUAUAGACCCUGCGCACGCAAAGGAAGUCAGAGAGUAUCUAGACUUUAGAGAGAAGAAUGGUUAUACACCUCAGAAGGUUGACGUGUACGGGAAGACGCAGGGCACUGACGACAGUCAGGACAUGGAAAAGCUCAUUGUCAAGGACUGCUUGGUCUAUGUAGGCCUGCCAGACAAUGAAGCCUUCAUAGGUCCGUCGCCCAUUGAUGCGUUGGCCGAAAGGAUCUUCACCUGCCAGGGACCUUCAGGCAAGAAUGACGAGUAUCUCCUCAACUUGGCAGUCGUCACCAGGAAGCUCUCGCCGCAGAGCGUCGACAGCCAUCUAUUCGAGCUAGAGACAAGGGUGAGGAAGCUCCAAGAAGAGGCC